Messenger RNA from Cannabis sativa, 1431 nucleotides. Its product is annotated as B-box zinc finger protein 19. The record is from RefSeq and is a predicted model, not a curated record. Bases 347 to 979 code for a protein of 210 amino acids. Gene Ontology annotation, biological process: regulation of DNA-templated transcription; photomorphogenesis. NCBI's taxonomy places the organism in Eukaryota, Viridiplantae, Streptophyta, Magnoliopsida, Rosales, Cannabaceae. The transcript is spliced from 6 exons. Gene Ontology annotation, cellular component: nucleus. Gene Ontology annotation, molecular function: zinc ion binding.
CAGAAACAUAAAGACAAGUGUCGACGUUUUAAAGCGCGUUCACAUCAAAUCCCAAAGACUCCAUUUUUAUUUUCUUCUUCUUCCCAAAUUCAUCUUCAUCUUCUCGAGAGAGAGAAAAAAAAAAACAAGACUCUCUGUCUGUAUCUGAAUUUGUGUCUAUCCACGAUUCUCUCUCCUCUGUCUCAUAUAUUCAACAUCGUCACAAACAUUUAUUGUUUCGUCGGUCGUUUUCCACUUCUUCAUAUCUACACAAUAAUCAAUCGGGGCUUCCUUUGUUUUUUGUUAUGUGAAAAUGGUUGCAGAAGUAGAAGAAGAAUGAGAGAGUUAAGAUUAGAAACAAAGAAGAAUGCGAACCCUUUGUGACGUUUGUGAGAAAGCCGCCGCGAUCCUCUUCUGCGCCGCCGACGAGGCUGCUCUAUGCAGUUCCUGUGAUGACAAGGUUCACAAGUGUAACAAACUUGCCAGUAGGCAUGUGAGGGUUGGACUAGCUGACCCCAGUGAUGUUCCCCGAUGUGAUAUUUGUGAAAGUGGACCUGCCUUUUUUUACUGUGAGAUAGAUGGUAGCUCUCUCUGCCUACAAUGUGAUAUGAUUGUUCAUGUUGGAGGUAAAAGAACACAUAGAAGAUAUUUGCUUUUGAGGCAGAGAAUCAAGUUUCCAGGUGAUAAGUCUGGUAAUUUAGAGGAGUUACGGCUACCACCUCCCCUUGAUCCCGAUGAAGCAAGAAGGGAACAAAGCCAACCACCGAGGCUUAAUCAGCAGAAUCACAGAGCUACUCCUGUUGCUGAUCUGAAUAAUGAUAAUAAUAAUAAUGAUGGUGGCGCAAAAAUGGAUAACAAACUGAUUGAUCUCAACAGCCAACCCCAUAGGAUACAUGGUCAACCUUCAACUAACCGGGGUAUCGAUGCCCUUCGUGGCACUAAUCAUGAAUCCACAAGUGUAGUCCCAGUGGUGUCCUUUGAACGAGAGCCUGAAAAAUGACUAAGAUUUUCUGGGCAAUUCACUCCUGUGUCUAUCCGGAUAACAAAACAAAGGGCUCCGUUCUUACUCCUGUUUACACAUGUCUUUCCAUUUUCGCUGUCUGUUAUAUUUCUUGUGCAGAGUUGGUUUAGAUAAAAUCAUCCACCAAAAUAAGAAAAUAGUUAACUAGAUGGAUAGUCACUACUUCUGUAUUGAAAACAUUGUUUGUUUCGUAUAAAUUUGAUGCAAGUUGUUAUCUUCUGUAAGUCUGGAACCGAAAUUGAACAAAAACUAUGCUCGAUUACCGUUCUGGGUUUUUAAUUCGUCUAACCGGAAGAAAGAGGAUGUGAAAACUUAGUUGUGCUCCUCUGUUUUUCAUGCUAUUACUAUAGGAUAAGAUACUAUAAGAGAUGGUAAAAUGUGAAAGUUCCCAUUAUCUUGGUAUUCAAUCUUAGAAGAUUAUAUUAUAGUUC